This is a messenger RNA of Parasteatoda tepidariorum (common house spider), 5970 nucleotides long. NCBI's taxonomy places the organism in Eukaryota, Metazoa, Arthropoda, Arachnida, Araneae, Theridiidae. The record is from RefSeq and is a predicted model, not a curated record.
CCGAAAACUCUCACCGCAUUUAUGCACUUGUUGAGAAUUUUUAACCGAGUUAUACUAUAUUAAUUAAUACCUUCUUCCAUAGUCUAAAUAACACUUAUACUUACCUGAUUUUGUAAGGAAAAGCUUUAUAAAAUUGCUUUUUAAUUUGCAAUUUACUUAAUGUCAUAUUUAGAAUUAGAAGAUCUAAUCGUUCUUGGAGACGUGAUAUUAUAAAACGCACAAUAUCUAUGCCUGCGUAUUCAAAAAACCUUUCCUAUGGAAUUGCACUCAGAGUAAUGGGGAAAAUUUAGAAAACGAAUUAAAAAGGUUAUUUGCAUGCAGAUCUUAUACUCAUGAUAUUAUCUUUUUUAUACUAAAAAUGAUUUUAAAAAAGGAUCAGUAUUGAACAGUAAAUAGGAUUCAUGUUGUGCGUAAUAAAUAAUUAAAAAAGUGUUUUCUGUACGAUUUAUAUUAUUAAUGAACUAUUCGUGCAAUUAGUGUUUAAUGCUUCCUAGCAAAAGGAAAUAUUAUUGAAGGCAAUAUUAUUUUAUGUAGGCAACAUAUGACAUAACUUUUUAUGUUGUGUCAUAAACAGUAAAUUGUAUCUGUGUCAUAGUGACAAUGAUGUUCUAACGGAAAAGUAUUUUUAUACUUACAAAUUUAUUUUUGUAGUUUGUGUGCUUAUAAGUUUCCAAGUGCAGUUCAUAAUUUUUGUUCUUUAUUAGAAAACAUUUUAUUUCUUUUCUAAAAAGUAAUUUUAUUUAACCUUUUUGUGAUCACAAUAUGGAAAUAAUUUCUUUUGACAGUCAUUGUGAUAAAUUAAUUAAUCUAAAAAGAAUUAAUUUGUUUGAAUCUGAGUAAUACAUUGAAUGAACUUUUUCAUACAGUGCAUUAUCAGACAGUUGUAAAUUAAUUAGAAUUGAAGAUACCGAAUACAGUUGCUGGUAAUUAAACUAUCUCUUACUUUUAUAAAACACACAUGAUUUGAUAUUCAUAUAUAAACAAUUUUAAUUUUUUUUUUCGCAGUGAGUAAGAGAAAAUAUUUGUGUGCAGUUUAUACAAUUUAAUACUUAUAGAUAGAUAGAAUUAAAUUUUCUUGAUACUCUUAUAAUUUUAAUGAAUAAACACAUGCCUACUAUAUGUGUGAUAGAGCACUGAUCCAAAAAUGUACCUGUAAAGCAAAAAAAAUUGUAUUUAUAAUGUCAAGUCUUUUAAGUGAGUAAAAAUAAAAAUUCAACUUAAUAGUUUAUAUUGAACCAUAUUUUUGCAAUGUGUGUGUGAAACAAAUUAUGAAUGAGAUCAUCUAAAUUUGAUAAUUUCAUGUACUAAAUUGUAAAUACCAUUAUUGUUUAUUCAUUUUCAAAUUUACAAGAGGUCUUUCUAAUAAUAAAUAACAUUGAUUUUACAGUGUGUCUUAGAAUGCAUUCAUUCAUUGUGUAUUGAAUUUAAAUGAAUCUCAUACAUAAAAGGGUAUAUUGUUUCUGCAUUUUGUGAUAACAUAAAGUGAAAUAAAAAAAAUUUAGUUUUGUGUCUUUGUAUGGACAACAAAACAGAAAUAUUAUGAAAAUAUAGUUGCUGAAUAAAGAUGUUUACAACUCAAUCAAAUUUAAAUUAAUCCUUUGGUAAAUGCAUUUAGUAAUAGAUCUAUUCCUUUAACAAAAUGAUCAUAUUUCUACAUUAUUUUAUUUUGCUUCUUUAAAAAAUUUAGUCAACGUAUAAGUAACUUUACACAAAAUGCUCUUUUUUGUAACAUGCUAAUAAGAGCCUAAUUUAAUUCAGAAUAAGUUACUUCUGUAGUAAAAAUUAUUUUGAAUUCUAACCUUCAUAUUAAUCAAUGAAUAAUUAGGUUUUCCAUUAUUUAAUUAUAGCUAUUAUUUGUAUCAAAUAAGAAAAAAAUAGCAAAAUUUUGAUUUUGAAUAGAUUUUCUAUCUUUUUUCUCAUAUUUAUGCCUUUCCAUUUUAAUCUCAUUGCAAAGUGAAUUGAUGUGUUUAUUUCUUACAGCAUGUUUAUGAUAGUUUUUCUAGAGAUCUAACUCAACUACACACAAAUUAUCUCUACCUUUAUGAUUCUUACUCUAGUAACACAUGCAAAAUUGCUUUACAACAAGAUUUUGUGUACUAUUCAGGUAGUGUAGUGAUUUAAAUUUUAAAGUUAUCAAGGAAAGACCCACAGUUAAUACCAAUCAUAAAAGGAAGAGUCUUAUUUCUUGUAAUUAGAAUUUUUCUUCAAAUUUUUAUUACAUUAACAUUUGUCUUCAAACUGUUGAGAAAUCUUAAUUGGGAUGUAUGAGUGAAAAAAGUUUUCUCAGAAAAGUAAACAUAUGCUGUAACAGUGUUUUUCAUCCUGUAAGAUAACCUUAUUCUUGUAAUAUAUGUAACUUGAUUUUUUCAAAAAGAAGUAGUCUGACUAAACUUUACAAAAUUCAUACUAGUGACAAAUAUUAUUCUUGUCGUAUAAGAGUAUAAUAAGAGUUUUUUACAAAGAGAUCUUCUCACUAAGCACAAUAUGGGUGAGAAGCCUUUUUCUUGUAGUAUAUGUAAUAAGAGUUUCUCACAAAAACAUGUACUGACAGGACACAUUCGUGCUCAUACUGGUGAGAAGCCUUAUUCUUGUAGUACAUGUAAUAAGAGAUUUUCAACUAGAGCUAAUUUGACUCAACAUAAUCGUGUUCAUACUGGUGAGAAGCCUUUUUCUUGUAGUGUAUGUAAUAAGAGUUUUACGCAAAGAGGUCAACUGACUGAACACAGUCGUGUUCAUACUGGUGAGAAGCCUUAUUCUUGUAGCACAUGUAACAAGAGUUUCUCACAAAAAAGUACACUGACUGAACACAGCCGUGCACAUACUGGUGAGAAACCGUAUUCUUGUAGUAUAUGUAAUAAGAGAUUUUCAGUUAGAGGUAAUUUGACUCAACAUAGCCGUCUUCAUACUGGCGAGAAACCUUUUUCAUGUAAUCUAUGUCCUAAGAGUUUUUCAGAAAAAGGUUAUUUGACUAAACACAGUCGUCUUCAUACUGGUGAGAAACCUUUUUCAUGUAGUAUAUGUCAUAAGAGUUUUUUGUGUAAAAGCAGUUUGUCUCAACACAGCCGAGUCCAUGCUGGUGAUUUUUCUUGUAGUAUAUGUAAAAAGAGUUUUGCAAGUAAUAGUUAUCUAGCUAAACAUAUCCUCACUCAUACUGGUGAGAAACCGUAUUCAUGUAGUAUAUGUAAGAAAGGUUUUGUGAUAAUGAGUCAUUUGAUUAUACACAGUCGCAUUCAUACUGGUGAGAAGCCAUAUAAUUGUAGUGUAUGUCAAAAGAGUUUUUCAAGGAAGGAUCAUCUAACUAAUCACAUUCGAACUCACACUGGUGAGAAACCCUAUUCUUGUGGCACAUGUAAUAAAAGUUUUUCGCAAAGAGAUCUUCUGAAUAACCACAUUCGUAUUCAUACUGGUGAAAAACCUUUUUCAUGUAAUGUAUGUAAUAAGACUUUUUCAAGAAAGGAUUACCUAACUCGUCACAUUCAUGUUCACACUGCUAAACCAUAUUCUUGUAGGAUCUGUAAUAAGCAUUUCUCAACAAAUGCUAAUCGAACUGUUCAUAGUUUUGUUGACCCUGAUGAGGAACCUUAUUCUUGUUGCACACGUCAAAAUAAUUUUUCCAAUCAUGUCCUGACUCAUGCUGGUGUGUUCACUUUUGCAGCAUGUUUUCAUGUAAUAAGAAUUUUUCCUCAAAUUAUUCACAUUAGUCUUCACACUGUUGAGAAACCUUAUUCAUUCAGUAUGAGUGAAAAAAAAUGUUCUCAGAAAAGUAAGUUUAUUGUACACAAUGCUUUUCAUCCUGUAAUAAAACAUUUUUCUUGUAAUAUAUGUAAUAAGAGUUUUUCAGAAAGUGAUCGUAUGUCUAAGCACAGUUGUGUUCAUACGGGUGAGAAACCUUACUCUUGUAGCAUAUGUAAUAAAAGUUUUUCUCAAAGAAAUGAUUUAUCUAAGCACAUCCGUGUUCAUACUGGUGAGAAACCUUAUUCUUGUAGUAUAUGUAAUAAGAGUUUCUCACAAACAAGUUCACUGACUGUACACUUUCGUGUUCAUACUGGUGAGAAACCUUAUUCUUGUAAUAUAUGUAAUAAGAGUUUUUCACAAAAAAAUAAAUUGUCUAGGCACAGUAGUGUUCAUACUGGUGAGAAACCUUAUUCUUAUAGUAUGUGUAAUAAGAGUUUCUCACAAAGAAGUAAACUGAAAGAACACAUUCGUAUUCAUACAGGUGACAAACCUUAUUCUUGUAAUUUAUGUAAUAAGAGUUUUACUAAAAGAAAUUAUCUAUCUAAGCACAAUCGUGUUCAUACUGGUGAGAAACCUUAUUCUUGUAGUAUAUGUAAUGUGAGUUUUUCACUUAGAAGUACACUGAAUGAACACAGUUAUGUUCAUACUGGUGAGAAACCUUAUUCUUGUAGUAUAUGUAAUAAGAGUUUCUCACAUAGAGGUACACUGUCUAAACACUUUCGUGUUCAUACUGGUGAGAAACCUUAUUCUUGUAAUAUAUGUAAUAAGAGUUUUUCACAAAAAGAUAAUUUGUCUAGGCACAGUAGUGUUCAUACUGGUGAGAAACCUUAUUCUUGUAAUAUAUGUACUAAGAGUUUUACUAAAAGAAAUUAUCUAUCUAAGCACAAUCGUGUUCAUACUGGUGAGAAACCUUAUUCUUGUAGUAUAUGUAAUGAGAGUUUUUCACUUAGAAGUACACUGAAUGAACACAGUUAUGUUCAUACUGGUACGAAACCUUACUCUUGUAGCAUAUGUAAUAAGGGUUUCUCACAAGGAAGUAAACUGACUGAACACAUUCGUGUUCAUACUGGUGAGAAACCCUACUCUUGUAGUAUAUGUAAUAAGAGUUUCUCACAUAAGCGUACACUGACUACACACAGUAGUGUUCAUACUGGUGAGAAACCUUACUCUUGUAGUAUAUGUAAUAAGAGUUUCUCACAUAAACGUACACUGACUACACACAGUAGUGUUCAUACUGGUGAGAAACCUUAUUCUUGUAGUAUAUGUAAUAAGAGUUUCUCACAUAGAGGUACACUGACUGUACACUUUCGUGUUCAUACUGGUGAGAAACCUUAUUCUUGUAAUAUAUGUAAUAAGAGUUUUUCACAGAAAGAUAAAUUGUCUAGGCACAGUAGUGUUCAUACUGGUGAGAAACCUUAUUCUUGUAGUAUAUGUAAUGAGAGUUUCUCACAAAGAAGUAAACUGACAAAACACAGUCGUGCUCAUACUCGUGAUAUAGAUAUAGUAUAGAUUGCUUUAUAAAAUCAAUAUCUUGUUCUUUAAUCUAAACUUUGUCUAAGGUUUCACCAUUUUGUAUUUAUGUUACCAAAAUAUUGCUCUAAUGAAUAUUAUGACAGUUUUUUAAAUGAUUACUUGAUAUAAAUUUUGUUAAUCAUAUUUGCCCAUCUUAGAUCAUGUAAAUAACCAAACUUUUAUAAAAUAACAUAAAUAAUCACGCCAGCUAUUUAAAAAUCAAAAUUAGUAAAUAUAUCUUAAGGUUUUUUUUUUGUAAUUUUAAAAACUAUAUUUUGCUAAUUUAUUAUUUUAAAUAAUGAAAUAUGCAAAUAAUUUUAAUGUGUCAUUCGUACUACCUUUCCAGUUCAUUUUCAUUUCUUAUAAUGGUUCAGUGCAAUUUAAAUGUCUUGAACAAAAUAUUGUAUUUUUUUGUAUAUGGUUAAAAGGAAAUGCACUUUAUUUAAUAUUAAACUUUUCAUGGUGACAUAAUGGUUAAAGAAAUUAAUUUUAAAAAUUCGCAUUAGCCAUUUUUAGAAAUUUUAUUUUUUCUUUUAUUUUUGGAUUAUUUUUUUAUGCAAAAUAGUGUUGUAGCUAUUAUAGUCAUGUUUAUGUUCAGUGAAUUAUUUUUGUAUUUUAUGUAAAAAUAAAGAUGUUCAACAUUUUUAACACUCAUGUUCCUAACGCUGAAAAACCCAAUUUUUGUUGUGCAGAUAAUAAAAUAUUUUCGCAAAAUAGAUAGCA